UCCCUUCCUCUGCUUCUUUCCCUAAGCAGGCCUCCCUCCACUUGCCUUCUCAGAGCAGAUAAUGGCAAGCAUGGCUGCCGUGCUCACCUGGGCUCUGGCUCUCCUCUCAGCGUUUUCGGCCACCCAGGCACGGAAAGGCUUCUGGGACUACUUCCGCCAGACCAGUGGGGACAAAGGCAAGAUGGAGCAGAUCCAUCAGCAGAAGAUGGCUCGUGAGCCCGCGAGCCUGAAAGACAGCCUUGAGCAAGACCUCAACAAUAUGAACAAGUUCCUGGAAAAGCUGGGGCCUCUGAGUGGGAGCGAGGCUCCUCGGCUCCCACGGGACCCGGUGGGCAUGCGGCAGCAGCUGCAGGAGGAGUUGGAGGAGGUGAGGGCGCGCCUGCAGCCCUACAUGGCAGAGGCGCACGAGCUGGUGGGCUGGAAUUUGGAGGGCUUGCGGCAGCAGCUGAAGCCCUACACGAUGGAUCUGAUGGAACAGGUGGCCCUGCGCGUGCAGGAGCUGCAGGAGAAGUUGCGCGUGGUGGGAGAAGAUACCAAGGCCCAGCUGCUGGGGGGCGUGGGCGAGGCGGGGACUUUGCUGCAGGAACUGCAGAGCCGCGUGGUGCAACAUACCGGCCGUUUCAAAGAGCUCUUCCACCCGUACGCCGAGAGCCUGGUGAGCGGCAUUGGGCGCCACGUGCAGGAACUGCACCGCAGUGUGGCUCCGCACGCCCCCGCCAGCCCCGCGCGCCUCAGCCGCUGCGUGCAGGUGCUCUCCCGCAAACUCACACUCAAGGCCAAGGCUUUGCACGCACGCAUCCAACAGAACCUGGACCAGCUGCGCGAAGAGCUUAGCCGCGCCUUUGCAGGCACUGGGGCUGAGCAGGGGGCCGGCCCGGACCCGGAGAUGCUCUCCGAGGAGGUGCGUCAGAAACUCGAGGCUUUCCGCCAGGACACCUACCUGCAGAUCGCUGCCUUCACUCGUGCCAUCGACCAGGAGACUGAGGAAGUCCAGCAGCAGCUGGCACCACCUCCACCAGGCCACAGCGCCUUCGCCCCAGAGUUUGGACAAAUGGACAGUGACAAGGCCCUGAGCAAGCUGCAAGCCCGUCUGGAUGACCUGUGGGAAGACAUCGCCUACAGCCUUCAUGACCAGGGCCACAGCCAUCUGGAGGAGCCCUGAGGGUCUACUUCAGGCCUAUUCUCAGCUCCUUGUCUGGGGAGCCCUGACCCUGAGCCUCCAGCAUGGUUUAGUCCUUGAAAGUGGCCCAUUGGGUGGAGGGUGGAAGGUCCUGUGCAGGACAGGGAGGUCACCAAAGGGGCUGCUGCCUCUCGCAUAUCCAGCCUCCUGUGACUCCCCCAUCUGGAUGCAUUACACUCACCAGGCUUUGCAAA
This is a messenger RNA of Saimiri boliviensis boliviensis (Bolivian squirrel monkey), 1374 nucleotides long. It is a transcript of the gene APOA5, whose product is annotated as apolipoprotein A5. Gene Ontology annotation, molecular function: phospholipid binding; cholesterol transfer activity; phosphatidylcholine-sterol O-acyltransferase activator activity. The record is from RefSeq and is a predicted model, not a curated record. Lineage: Eukaryota; Metazoa; Chordata; Mammalia; Primates; Cebidae. Gene Ontology annotation, cellular component: chylomicron; extracellular vesicle; very-low-density lipoprotein particle. Gene Ontology annotation, biological process: cholesterol metabolic process; acylglycerol homeostasis; cholesterol efflux.